This is a messenger RNA of Megalopta genalis, 6977 nucleotides long. It is a transcript of the gene gukh, whose product is annotated as NHS actin remodeling regulator GUK-holder. Gene Ontology annotation, biological process: cell differentiation. NCBI's taxonomy places the organism in Eukaryota, Metazoa, Arthropoda, Insecta, Hymenoptera, Halictidae. The record is from RefSeq and is a predicted model, not a curated record.
CGCCGUCGGGUCGCGCGGACGUUCGAGGGACGCUCCGUUUCGCGCGGUGUCGUGUCAGUGCCAGUUGGACGUACCGCGAACCGAUUAAUCCGCUUCGCGCGUUGCGAAUAUCGAGCUCCGUUGUCCGGCGUCCAUCGCGACAGUCUUCGGUGAAGCGAAACACAGUUUCCAUCGGUCUUUAGUGCGCGGUGGAUCGUUCCGAGGAUGCGCGUCGCGCGAAUAAUCCCCGAACGCGGGUAUAUUCCUUGAUAUCGAGUGCGCGGAACGGUGUUGUCGUUGCAGUGCAGUGUUCCGGGCCAGGUAAUUCCGGGCCUCCCGAUCGGUUUGGAAUGGCGCCGCAGGAUUCGCUGGGUAAGCAAGCCGACGGAAAUCUCUCGGUGGUCGGUAUCCUCGACGGUUGCGAUCUCCCGUUCGCGAUCUGGUGAGGUUCGCGCGCGCGGAAUCGCAGGGAGUCCCGCUGUGUUCUUCGUUCGGUGUUGUGCGCGAAUGAAUGUGCCGGUCCCCCCGCGGAAGAAUCAUGCCGUUCGUGCUGCGGAAAGUGGAGCCGCGCUACCUGUGCCGCGGACACGUGCCAACAGGAUCGGUCCCGCAGGGCUGGCCGGUCGGCGCCGAAUUGGAGGCGGUCUCAAACGGCGCGCUGACCGUCUCCUUGAAACAGUUGGCAUCCCUGCUCACCACCGCGGAGAACAUCUUCGCUGACCUGACCGCCGAGCUGACCGCGGUCGCCGAUCGCAGCAGUCGGCUCCGACAGAGGAUCGACAAGGUCGAGGAACGUCUUGCCUUGGUCGAUCCAAAGAAAAUACCAGUCCCCGAAUCGGACAUAUGCACGUUCUCCGCUAGAACCGAGCAUUUCCAUGUGAACAACAAGCCAUCGUCGUCGCUGUUCACGUCGAACACAAGACCGAAGGCGCUAACAGAGCUGUACGAAGCGGCUGCUAUCGUCGCUGUCAGAGGUCUGGAUAGUCUGAGAAGGGAUGGCAGUUCCGUGGAUAUGUUCCUGUGCACGCCCGUCCUUGGCAAGAGGCGGCGGGACCAAAGUCUCGACAUCGAAUCCAGAAUCCCGGCCGUUAUCGAAGAUCUACGCAGAUGGACGUCCACGGAGGCGCUCGGGGACGUUACUGUACCACCGGAUUGCAUGUCCAGGAUCCUGGGAGACACGACCGACGACGAUGCCGUCGAUCACAAACUACCCAGCCCGGAAGAACAGGUUCAAGCCGUCGCUCUCAAGUUCCCAGCUGAGAUCGUGGCGGUGGACGUCAGUGGAAAAGGAUUCGAAAGAAUGUCGAUGAGAAGAAGAUCUUUGCUAUCCGGUCCAGAGAAUCAGGAAACAGCUGUGAAAAGACGAUCGCGCCUUCGUAGACCCAGAGGGAAGAGACGAAAUACGAUCGCUGGUACCGAUCAGAAGGAAAUACGACAGGCAAUCGGAGGAGAGACGAUCGACGAGGACGCGGACGGAACGAUAUCGAACAUAGCGUCGCGGACGCAGCGAUCGGCGAGCACGGACAUAUUGGGCUCGUCGAAGAAGGAUUCGCCGACGGAGAAGAAGUCCCAUUUCAACACCUUGAAAGCGUGGGGCAUGUCCCGGCUGAAGCUGAUCAGCCCGAAAUCGAACAACCAGCAGCAGGAGCAGCCGGGGACGGCCGCAGCGGUCACAGCGAGGUCAGAGACGGAUCGAAAUCGAUCGAGAUCGACGGAGGAUAGAAAUAUUUACGAAAUGGUAACGAGCAGGCGCAGGAAGGACAAGUCGCACGAGAGGAAGCCCAGCUCGUCGAGCUCCAGCGGCAAGAGCGUCGCGAGCAUACCGGUGUCGGUGCCCACCGCGGAGAAACAGCCGGGCGUGAAAUUGCGGGAGAGCGCGGUCCAAAGAAGAGAAAGACGAAAGGGCAGCAACCGAGACGAUCCGCCGCAUUCGAGCUCGGGGAACUGGAGUGCGUCCUCCGAGAGCGGAAGGGCCAGCAUCGGCAGCGAGACGACCACCACCACCCAUCAACCGAGGUCGACGACAACAGCAUCGAUCGGAACAUCCUCCACUUCCCUGAACCACGUCCGGCGAUUCAAGGGACGGGAUACAUCAGCCUCGUCCUCGGUCACAUCGGAAGGUACGCUGACACCCGAUAUUAUACAGGAUAUCGCGGUGGUGCCUUUCUCCGACGAUGGCGAGACCUCGUCCGUGUACUCUUGCGACACGGAAGGGUAUUACACGUCGUUCCACGUGGAUUCCGGCCUAAAAACCCUGCGAGAAGAGGAGCCGGUUCUGCAGACUUCGUCGAUGAAGACGAACGACGUCAGUUCCGAUCCCACUUCGCCGACCGUUGAAAACGAGUACGAGCUGUUCGGAAGGGGUUCGACCUCGACGACGACGAGCUCCGCGGGAACAGUUUGCACGGCGUUAUUGGCGCCACCACCGCCGGAAAGGAAGUCUAGCCUCACGGUUGUCGCCAUGGUGCACGGGCAAAAUCAAAACGGCGGCGAGUCACCGGACAGCGGGCACAACACUUCGUCGUCGCCGGUGGAGUCCGCCUCGAGUCCAGCGUGCACGGGAAGGUCCUGUUCCGAGUUCGAGUACUCCGAGUCCAGCGACCUGGAGGGCUGCGAGAGGAUCGAGAGAAUUCGCUCGAAGACGGCGAUCAACGCCAGUCGUAUACCGUCCAUGUGCGUUAUCACGCCACCCGGUUCCGACGACGAGCUCGCGCGAGAGUCGGAACAAACCGGCAAGUCCACCGAGAAUAGGAAGCAAGACAUCCAAGCCGGAGGAUCGGUCCUCAUGUCCGCCACCGUUGGGACCUCCAAGAUGGAGGUGAUCAACGGUCAGGAUAAGAACAUGUACGCGACCGUGCAGGUGUUGCCUUCGCCGGUGAACGACAGACCCACCGUCGGACAGGCCUCCGUCAAGAUCAAUCCGCUGAGCGGUGUCUUGGGCAAGCUUCGCGGCGUCCUUCCAGGCAGGAAGCACGUGCCGAAGAACUCGGUACAGGAUCAAGGGAACGCAGACUCCGGCGACUAUGUCACUAUAGCCGACGUGAGGAACAAUAACGACAAACGGCAAGAGCCGGGGACGAAUUCGAGCACGGCUCCCGCCUGGUCACCGGUGUUGUACGCCAAUUCUGACAUCUUCAAGAAGGACGCCGAGUACGUUAGUUUAAACGAGUUACCAAAAAAGCCGACCUCCUCCUUGGAAAGAAAGAGACAGGGUGCCAGGGUCACGUUAGACUCCGAGGGCAAGGUUGUUUACACCUCCGACAGCCUGAAGAGAAGGAAAGGAGCGCAUUCCACCUUCAAUCCAGGUCCGUUCGUGAGGGAAGGAGUAUCUCCGAGCCCGUCGCCGUUGUUGCACCGUGCAACCCCGAACGUCCGAGCAGUGACGAAGACCAACGACGCGGUGGAUGGACCGACGAAAUUGACGCCACCCACGUCGCCGCAGCUGGGUAAGCUGAUCAUCAGAGCGGCGAGAAGCCCGGAACGCGCGAGCAGUCCGGACUACGUUCGAACACCGUCGACCGUGGUGGGACCCACGAGUCCAACGACAGCCCAUCGACAAGUUCGCGGCGCUUACGUGAACAUGCAGGAGGACGAAGAUAACACGUUGCUGGCUAUCGAUUCGGUGCCCCCUCACGGGAUAAUUCAGCCGCCGUCGUACGACUCGCCCCCGAAGCCAAAAGACUGCAAGAAAGAGCACAAGAUCCAAGAUGCCUUGAAGAACGCGCAAACCGCGCCGGGGCAACUGACGCAGUGCGAGAAGCAGCAGCAGCAGCAGCAACAGCAACAGCAGCAGCAGCAGCAGCAGCAAAACCAUGGGCCGCAAGGAUACCACCAGGAGCAGAUGGUGUACGACCCCCAGCAGAAUGCGUACAACAACAACAAGGCGGCGAACUGGGAGUACCAGCGCGCUUGCAAGCAGCGGCAAAUCGUCAGCAUGCACAACGCGAGGAAUCAGCAAUACUGCGCGUCGGGGAGGCACGCCGCCAGUCAUCAGUUUUACACGCUGCCGUCUAGAAGACCGCGGAGGGAUGUCGAGCCGCCGCGCAGCGUCACGCCGGAUAUCACCAGGGGCCUCGGUCAUGGUUCCUUGAGCGCUAUGCACAUGUACGCGAUGCACGGCCAGUUCGAGUCCCAAGUGGAUCUACACGGGAAACAUUUGGAACACUUCGACGCGAAUACCAGGGCGAUGGCAAACCGACAGCAACCGGCGAUCGUGGACGUCAGAAACAGAUUCGCCGCACCGCUAGGACUGACCGCGCUCGGGUAUCGAUUCUUCGGGUCCUCGCCUGUUCGUGAUCCCGUUACGAAAACUUCCAGUGCCGAUGCUUUGCAACACAAUCCAAUUUCCCCAACCAGGCAGAGUCACGAGAACAGUUUCGCGACGUCCACGCCAAUCGGACGUACUAUGCCGACGAUCGCCGAUCGCAUGGCGCUGAUCGGCAGCCCAAAUUGCCCGUCGCCGACGCCGAAUUCCGGUAGAAGCACGCCGACCAACCUGGUCCUGUCGCCGACGAAGAGCACGAUGUCGAACGAAGAAUUGUUCGCCGCUAUACACAAGUCGAAGAAGAGGUUGAACAUCAAGGACGACGGCGACAGCCCUACCCCGUACGGGUCGACGAAGUCGAUAGCGAAACUACCACCGGGGAACAGGCACAGUUGGAGCUCCGACAUACAGAAAUCACCAGUGAUUCUUCAGAACGUUCAGUCGUCGUCGCCAGGAACAUCCAGACUGGACUUCAAACGUUUGUUGCUUCAACAGAGUGUCAAGAGCGGUCCCACGAGGCUGUCGGCGGCGGAGCAGUUGAAACUGUCGCGGCAGCAGCAGUCGCAGCAACAGCAGUCGUCGCCGACGACUCCGCACACGACUCCUUUGGCCAAAGUUCUGAGUCCCCGGUCGGCGUGGAGGUUCCAGACGCCGCGAACGGAUGUACUGUCGUCCACGAUAAUAGAGGACACGGCGGCCGAGGAGAAAGCUAUGAAACCGUCCCCCGAAAACACUUCCCCGAUAUCAAGACUGAACGCGAGGAGGCAGAUCGACCUCUGCAGCGACCUCCUCGGCCAUUUGAGCAGCUCGAAUCCGAGAAGCAGCGUCGCCGAUCAUUCGGACGACGUACUGCCACUGGACGGUGUAGGACGCUUCGAUGCGACGACCAUGAAGGAGAUCGAGACGCACGGUCGAAGACAGGAGCCGGCUACGCGCGAUGGCGCAUUGUCCGCCGGCGACAAGUGUCCAACCGUUCAUCCGCAAACCGGUACCGAUCGAAACGCGUCGCCGGUCCAAUGCGUCUCGGAUGCGUAUUCCGAGCACGGUGCUGUCAAUCCAGCAAUUCAGUAUUCGUACAACGGUACACAGCUGACGCCGUCGUGUCAGAAAGCGAUAAACGCGUUCGAGUCGAGGAGGAUCAGCAACCAAUUAGCCAGGGCACAGUUCUUAGCUGGCACACCGUCGACCGGCAACCACGGCGGCCAGAAUACUACCUACGUCAGGCAGAUAUUUCGGGCCAGAUCGGAGUCGCCGCAAAACAUCGUGCCGCAAAAUGUCCCUCGUAGUCCCAGUGCUCCCACGUUGGAGACGGCUUUGUGAUCGCGGCGUGGCUCGUUUGUAAAGAAAUCUCGGACUUUCGCGGCAAGAACGAACCCGCUGUUGCGUUACUUGCAAUCGUGAGCCAAGUAACAACCGGCACUGUUGUUACAGUGCUUUCCUCGCAUACGCGCGUAGUUGCGUUCUCUACCGAAUCAUUUAUUUGGACUUUGUGCUUUCGAGAACAACCGCGUACGCAACAUUCGCGAUAGAAGUACAUAUAUUUAUUUUCAAAUCAAAGAGUAAAAUGUAAAAAUUCGCGAGCACGCGUAGAAAAGAAAUUUUUCGAGUUUACCAUCGUUCUCGUAUACAUAGAUAUAUAUACAUAUAUGCGUCGGCUACUGUACAUGCAUAUUAUAGAAGCGAAUUGUUCGUGUGCUUAUUUAUUAUCGAUCUUGGCAGCGAUCUACCGUCUCGUUUAAUAAGCAAUGCCGUACGCGCAUAAUAUACGGUGGUCAGUAAUAUUAUAUCUGGAUUGCGGAUUUCAUGCAUUUAUCGUGUCACAGAUUUCCGGGAGGAACGGGGAGUGUAUUUCUACUCUGGUUCGAACCGCUGUAAUUGCUUUCGAAGAAUGUGAUUUUACACGAGGUCCGCAGUCUGAUUAUAACGAAGAACGUGAUUUUACAAUAAAGUAUUUUUUAGAUAGAAGACUAUUAUUAACGAAAACGCAAAUUUCGUUCUUGUUCCGAUUUGUUGCGAAAAUUGUUUUUCCUUGCGUCUUAUCCCGCUAUGCGAAGAAACAAAAUUUUCGAUAUUAUAUACUUAGGUGACAAGUAUGCUAGCGAAAGUUCUGUCGUCAUUUCUUUUGUUACGAAAAGAGUCCAUCUUUCGUAACAGCAUUUAUUUAUCGUUAAUUGUUCGAUCUAACGCGCGCAUACGAUGCAUCCGCAUUGUUUUUAAACGUAAAGGCGGAACUCUUCGAUGAAUCUGAUAUUCGAACAAAAAUUUGUCAAGCUACCUAAGAGAUUUUCUGACAAAUGUAUGUGGGCCAAAGAUAAAUGCAAAUGUAACUGGAAGAAAUAUGUGUAACAAAUUUAUCUUCUUUCGCUUUCGGUCAGCAUUUAUCGUUUAUAAAGUUUAUUUAGAUAUAUAUUUAUAGGCAAACGAUUAACGUUGAAAUCUCACUCUCAUGAAAUUUUUUACACCUUACUUUUAUUUGGAAUCCUUCGGCAACGAAUAACACGAGAAAUGUAUUUAGAAUACAUUUGCUGCGUUCUGAAACAAAAGAAUAAAAAGAAAGUUUCGCCCCUGUUUCGUUCAUCCCUCUCCUUAUGUAAAUCCGGUGUUUUAGAUUUCCGUGUGUAAUCUGUUGUAACAUUGUAACAUUACACACUUUGUAGGACUGUAGCAAUUAUUGUUACACUCUUGCAACAACGUAUUAUAAUCGGCAUAAAUAGAUUGCGGAUGUUUCUGUAAA